AUGAAGUCGCAAAAUUAUCGCCCGCACUUGGGUAUAUGGUCCCUGUAUUUCUUAUCGGCCAGCGCCGGUAUCAGCGCCCAGAUUCAGGAGCCACUCAGAGCACCAAUUGACCCUCUAAAGUACAAGGCAGCGUGUCCGGACUACAAGAACUAUGCUAUGCGCCAGCAUCCACCAUACAGCGAGGGCCCGCUUGAGCUCCCCUCCCAACGACCCUCCAAGUACUGCCGUACUUUCGAAUCGCCGCUCGUCGAGAAGGUCAUAGAAGACAUGAAUGAGAAGUUGAUUGAUAAGGACCUCGCAAAGAUAUUCGAAAACGCAUUCCCAAAUACGCUCGAUACAACAGUACGGUGGCACGCUGAUGGCACGGUCAAGCCCAAACCCAGCAGAAAGUCGUGGGACCCGGCUGCUUGGAAAGGCCCGCAGAGCUUCAUAGUGACAGGAGACAUCAACGCUGAAUGGCUGCGAGAUUCGACAAAUCAGCUCGCCCAAUACCAGUCGUUGGCAAAAAAGGAUAAGGAGAUCCACAAGCUGAUUCUGGGCGCAAUCAACACUCAGUCCGAAUAUGUCAUUGGAUCGCCAUACUGCAAUGCCUUCCAACCACCGCCUCCGAGCGGCCUAAAUCCCACCCAUCAAGGCGAUGGCGAUACAGUGCACCCAGUGUACGAACCUUCCUUUGUGUUCGAAUGCAAGUACGAGCUCGACUCUCUGGCUCACUUUCUCUCUCUAGCAAACCAAUUCUUCAACAACACCGGGUCCACUGAAUUCGUGAACGCACGCUUCCUUCUCGCACUCGAUACUCUUGUAGAGGUUCUGGAAGCCCAAUCUCAGCCCACAUUCGACGAGGACUCUGGUGUUUUCCACCGCAAUGAGUACACCUUCCAGCGCCAGACCAACGCCGGAACCGAGACACUCAGUCUGGGCGGCGUUGGCAACCCUCUCGCCGGAGGCACUGGGCUCGUACGGAGCGCUUUCCGCCCUAGCGACGAUGCCACUAUCCUCGGCUUCUUUAUACCCGCCAACGCUAUGAUCAGUGUAGAGCUCAAGCGCGCCGCUGUCCUCCUCCGCAAAGCAGGCAAAAAGGAUUUGGCAAAGACCAUGCAAGAAUGGGGCCAAAAGAUUGAAGACGGAGUCUGGGAGCACGGUGUGGUGCAGCACAAAACCUUCGGGCGCGUCUUCGCCUUCGAGGUAGAUGGCUUUGGGUCGUCGAUUCUGAUGGAUGAUGCGAACUUGCCUUCGCUGCUGGCACUGCCUCUUCUCGGUUUUACGGACGCGAAUAACGAAGUCUAUAAGAACACAAGGAAGAUGAUCAUGCAGAAGAAGGGUAAUCCGUACUACCUCACUGGCGAAGAUUUCACAGGCAUCGGAGGACCGCAUAUCGGGUACCAACAUGCAUGGCCGAUGAGCGUUCUCGUGCAGGCUAUGACGAGCGAGAGCGACGACGAGAUUAUGAAGUGUCUAGGGAGCGUGAAGAACGUAAGCAGGAAUGGAUUGAUUCACGAGAGUAUCAACGUGAACAACUGGAGUGAUUAUACGAGGAGUUGGUUCGCGUGGGCGAAUUCGGUCUUCGCGCAGACAAUUCUGGAUCUUGCGAAGCGGAAGCCUCAUUUGCUUUUUGGAGAGGGCGCAGAGCCGUAUACGUUGUAG
This is a messenger RNA of Didymosphaeria variabile, 1644 nucleotides long. RefSeq lists its product as uncharacterized. The transcript has 3 exons. NCBI's taxonomy places the organism in Eukaryota, Fungi, Ascomycota, Dothideomycetes, Pleosporales, Didymosphaeriaceae. The record is from RefSeq and is a predicted model, not a curated record. The coding region runs from base 1 to 1644 and encodes 547 amino acids. Gene Ontology annotation, biological process: carbohydrate metabolic process.